This is a messenger RNA of Adineta steineri, 996 nucleotides long. The record is from the annotation of a GenBank genome assembly. Lineage: Eukaryota; Metazoa; Rotifera; Eurotatoria; Adinetida; Adinetidae.
AUGACAAAUCUUGAUGAUGAUACACGUUGGUUACAUUCAGAUACAGAUCUUUUAUCAGGUCAUGGUGUCAAUUAUAGUGUUACUUAUCUUGGAUCUGUUGAAGUUCUUUGUUCAAUGAAAACAUUGGAUUUUGAUAAUCGUACACGAGUUGCACGAGAUUCUAUUCGUUUAGUUUGCACAGCAGUUGGUGUUGCAACAAAAGAACGACGUAAACCUGAUCAAUCAUCGUCAAUAACACAAUCUAUGAUAUCAACAGAACCAAAUUUGACACAUAGUCACACAGCUGUUCAAUUAACAAUUAAUACGGAUUCACUUGUACUUAAACGAUUAAAUGAUUCACAUAUAUUUUUUUCACAUAAAAUGGAAGGAAUUUCAUUUGCAAGCGCUGGAGAACAUGAAACAAAAGAUUAUAUAGCUUAUGUAGCAAAAGAUAAUACCAAUAAACGAUCAUGUCAUGUACUUUCAUGUAAAGAAAAUGAAUCGUUAGAUGUGAUUACAACAAUUGGACAAGCAUUUGAAUUACGAUAUAAUGAAUAUAUGCAAACACAACAAGGAUCAGUAAAAUCUUUUGAAAAUGAUGAAUUUCUUCAGCAGAAACGAGAUGAUGAUAUCAAUCGAUCUAUUCCUAGUAAUAAUCAACAACAACAACAACAAACUCAGGGUAAAUGGAAUACAAUGAAUAGUCCUGAUGUUUAUAAAGAAAAAUGGUUUCAUGGAAAAAUUGGUCGUGAUGAAGCUGAACUCUUAUUACACAAUAGUGGUGAUUUUCUUGUACGUGAAAGUGCAAAAAUUCCAGGUCAAUUCAUUCUCUCAGGCCGUCAUAAAGAUCAAUUUAAACAUUUACUUCUAGUUGAUCCAGAAGGAAUUAUUCGCACAAAAGAUUACGAAUUUGAUUCUAUUCAACAUCUUAUAUCAUAUCAUAAAUCAGGAAAUAUUCCUAUUGUAUCUGCAGAUAGUGAACUUCUUUUACAAACACCUGUUUUACGCUCAAAAUAA